CUAGAGUUCUCGAAUCUCCAGUCCAUUAUUAUUGACUUGCAGAACGCUGCCCAAUUCUCCUGGACACGGACUCUAUGCAAUCAUCUCGAAAUGGGGAUUGAAACAUCCAUCUUCAAAUAGAGUCGUUGUUGAGCAGAAGAUGAUCUUGAAGGUGGCGAUGAGAAGGUGUUGUUACACCCCAGCGCAAAGCGGAUGUAAUCCAAAUACGGUAAAACGGUAACAUACGCUGAACAUGACACUCGUCCACUUUGAAUCAACGUAUCCUUAAACGCUCCGCCGCCAAUCGGUUAAUUUCUCGACCAUCAAGGCUUUUCUUGACAGGAGAAUUGACGAUCAAUCAUAUUAUGGGAUUAGAUGGUCUCUGUCCUACUCAUAGCCAGCGGUUCGGAAUUAUCACGGUCAUUUGAACCCAGACUCGGUCAAUAUGGAUUCGAGCUAUAAAGCUCGAAAAGAGGCCUUUGUGUCUGACCUCACCGGAGGGGAUAUCCUGGAGAUCAACACAGUCACUCUCGUUGCACCCGUUGCUGUCCUUCUUUGGUCUGUCCUUCAAUCUCGCCUAUCCUUCUUCACCCCGUAUAGUGCAGCGGCACUUGUAACCGACUUUUUGCUCAACGUACUGGCCAUUCUCUUCGCAACAACGAUAUACUCCUCUGCUCCUCUGCUCCUGAAUCUCCUACUGGCCUCCCCGGCUUUCCUUGUUCUACUAAACCGGUCACGGACACGUACCCAACAAAAAGCGAAACCACCACGUCAAUCUACUACACCUGAGAAAAAUGCCUCAAAGCGGUCACAGGAUGCACCAAGCAAGCCGGAAUCGUUGCCGAUCCACCCAUUCCUUACAACCUACCGCGCCGCUAUGAUGAUUAUAACCUGCAUUGCGAUCCUAGCGGUUGACUUCCGUAUCUUUCCCCGCCGGUUCGCCAAAGUCGAGAAUUGGGGUACAUCUCUUAUGGACUUGGGUGUUGGGUCAUUUGUGUUCUCUGGAGGUGUGGUAUCUGCUCGCUCGGUCCUCAAAAGCCGAACUAGCUCAUCUACCCGAACACCGUUGCUGCAGAGGUUGAUAGCGUCAACUCGACACUCGAUCCCUUUGCUAGUGUUGGGCUUGGUCCGGCUAUACAGUGUCAAGGGUCUUGAAUACGCAGAGCAUGUGACUGAGUAUGGCGUGCACUGGAACUUCUUUUUCACGCUGGGUCUUUUGCCCCCGUUUGUGGAGAUUUUCGAUUCCUUGGCUACUUUCAUCCCGUCAUAUGAGGCCCUGGCCCUAGGCACUGCGGUUUUGUACCAAGUCGCUCUCGAAUCAACAGACUUGAAGGCCUACAUCCUCAUUUCUCCACGUGGACCAGAUCUAUUGUCGAAGAACCGGGAGGGUAUUUUCUCCUUCAUUGGGUACUUUGCAAUUUUCCUUGCCGGACGAGCUAUUGGCAUCCGGAUUAUUCCCAGCGGUACAUCUUCCAAGUCACCUCAGCAGGCUAGGAAAAGCGUUCUUGUCAACCUGGGAGUGCAGUCUCUGUGCUGGAUUGCCCUUUUCGUAUUUAACUCAACGUACGCGUCAGGUCUCGGUGCCAACAUCCCGGUCUCCCGCCGACUCGCCAACAUGCCAUAUGUGCUCUGGGUCUCGGCAUUCAACAAUGUCCAACUCUUCCUGUUCUGUCUGGCAGAGACUGUGUUCUUCCCAUCGGUGCAUCUUGUAUCGAGCAAGGAGGGUGAGUUAGAGCGGACGUCUUUUGCGACCAGCCCAAUCAUGACAGCAUUCAACAAGAACGGUCUUGCCAUCUUUCUCGUAGCGAACCUCCUCACUGGAGCCGUGAACUUGACUAUCCCUACGCUGGACGUCAACACCGCCCAAGCCAUGGCUAUUCUAAUCGGAUACGCCGCUGCAAUCACGGGUAUUGCAUUGGGACUAGACUGGGCGAAUAUCAAGCUGACGUUGUGAGAAGAAAGAAAAUUGGCGAAGUUUUGUAUAUUAGUAUAAAAAGCAUUCUAGAAAUUCCUAGGAAAUAAACUUCACCGCAAUAUGAUUGGUCCAAAGUGAUCGACAUGUGAAAACCGCGGCGGGCGGGGAGCUCCCCAAGCUCAUCAGAGGACCCAUCCAACUUUUUCGACAAGAACCAUCCAAAACUUC
Molecule: messenger RNA, 2122 nt
Organism: Aspergillus wentii DTO 134E9
Lineage: Eukaryota; Fungi; Ascomycota; Eurotiomycetes; Eurotiales; Aspergillaceae
Gene: gwt1
Product: putative GPI anchor biosynthesis protein Gwt1
Exons: 2
Coding region: 425-1933 (502 amino acids)
Biological process (GO): protein localization to plasma membrane; GPI anchor biosynthetic process
Cellular component (GO): endoplasmic reticulum; membrane
Molecular function (GO): glucosaminyl-phosphatidylinositol O-acyltransferase activity
Source: RefSeq, a predicted model, not a curated record